This is a messenger RNA of Lycium barbarum (goji berry), 2749 nucleotides long. RefSeq lists its product as uncharacterized. NCBI's taxonomy places the organism in Eukaryota, Viridiplantae, Streptophyta, Magnoliopsida, Solanales, Solanaceae. The record is from RefSeq and is a predicted model, not a curated record. Bases 103 to 1023 code for a protein of 306 amino acids. The transcript is spliced from 7 exons.
UGCCAAUGAGGAAGCCUAACAAGCACAAAUUGUACUCCAUACCAUGCUAACAGUGCCCUUGCUUGCCAUUGGAACUGGAAUUACUCCAUUCAGUUUAUUCAUAUGGAAAAUGUUCUUCAAGAAACACGACGAUUACAAGAUAUGUUGGACUACUCUUUAUCGCAUGGAAGUGGCAAGCCGCUCGAGAUAUUAGCAAAGCUAAAUGAGUUGGUUUUUGCCAUAGUUUCAAAGUUACAGAUGGCUGAUCAGAAUAAUCAAGAUAAUGGGCAAAUAUUGGGACAAGUGAGCUCUUUAGCAUCAUAUGCUGCUCUCUUAGCAUUUAUUUGGUUUUGGAAUUAUGCACGUGAAAUUGAAAAUGAUCGACGUACGAUCACACAUGCCAUACGCCUUGAAAGAGAGCAAGUUAGAGAUGAGCUAUUGAGUCAUCUAUUUUCUUCAGAACUUUGUCGUAAUAUUUUAAGAAUGACCCCUUCGGCUUUUACCGGUCUCUAUGAGAUGUUAAUUAGAGAUGGAGGUCUUAGACCAACACUUCGAGCUACAGUUGAAGAACAGGUUGCGAAAACACUUUACCUGUUAGCACAUAAUGUGACAAAUCGCGAACUAUCUUUCAUCUUUCGACGAUCGGGGGAGUUGGUCAGUCGUCAUUUUCAUGUUGUCCUACGAGCUAUAUUGGGGCUAUAUGAAAUAUUUAUUAAACAACCUGAUGGAUCCCAAGUUCCUUCUGAAAUUGCCAGCAACCAAAGAUUCUACCCAUUUUUUAAGGAUUGUAUUGAUGCAAUUGAUGGAACACACGUACGUGUUAAAGUUUCACAAAGUGAAGCCCCAAAAUACCGUGGGAGGAAAGAUUAUCCAACACAGAAUGUAUUAGCUGCAUGCUCAUUUGAUUUAAAAUUCACAUAUGUGUUAGCUGGGUGGGAAGGUACAGCAUCUGAUUCAAGAAUUAUGAAAGAAGCACUAAAUAGACAAGACCCAUUAAAAGUCCAAAAGGAAAAUACUACCUUGUUGAUGUUGGACUCAUGUUAAGAAGUGGGCUUAUUGCACCUUAUCGGGGGGAGCGAUAUUGUUACGUCCCGUAUUUUUAUACAUUGGGACAACCCGGAUUAACUAUGACAAUUAAGGGCCAAGACUCUUUCGGGAUUUGAAGUCGGGAAUUUUGACCAUUUGAUUUUAUUUUGAGGCAUAAGUUGAAUAUGAAAUUGUUGGCAUUGAACACUUAGGAAAAUUUGGGACCAAAAUUCAUAAUUUGGAAAUUAAAAGUCUUGCAAAAAAAAAAGAUGUGUGGAUUGAAGUGGUCCCCACACAUUGUUGUGGCCAAUUUAAUUGGUCCAACACAUGUGUGGGCCCAAGGACACAUGGAGCAAUUUUUGUGGAACUUAAAAAGAUGACUUUCAAGUCAUCUUCUUGUCAUUCCAACACUUAAAAAAAAAAAAAAGGAAGAGCAAAGUUGAAGCCAUGGAGGCUCACGGCUAGAAACCAAGAAAACCAACCCUCAUUUUUAGCCUUCCCAAAAAUAAUUCUUUGGUUCAAACCCACUAAUUAGAGGUCCCUAAGUAACGUGGAAGUGUCGUUGGAGCGAUCAAGCCAUCAAAUUUGUGGAUUUCAAACCCUAGCCUAAUGGUGGAGUAAAGAAGAAAGGUAAAACAUUUCUCUUGUUUUAUGAGUUGUGAAUGUUUUGUGCACAAUGUAGUAUGUUAAUAUGGAUGAAAAUCAUGAGAUAUAAUAUAUUGGAAGUGGGUUAUGUUAUGGGUGUGUGAGCCGUGUGUGGGGUAUAUGUGGGUGUGUAUAUGGGUGUGGAAAAUGGAAUUGAUGAAUUAAUUCUUGUAUCAUGUAAAUUGUUGUAGAGUGAAGAAAUAAAUUAGAACGAUCUAAAUGUGUAUAUGUAUAUAUAUGUGGGUGUGGCCGUAUAUAUAUGGUCCCAAAUGUUUGGCAAAGAAUGAAUUAAUAUCGCUUAGCGUCGAAAUGGUUAUUGUGAUGACUUCUAUGUAGGAAAUGAGAAUUAAUGUCCCGAAUUGAUAUAGUAAGCGUUGCGGAUUGACUUGGAGAACUUUGUGCAUUUAAUGUAAUCUUUAUAUAUGAGGACCAUUAACAUAUGUAUAUGGGUAGUGUGGACGAAUGUGAGUCCUAUACUGUGUCGAAGAUCGCAUCACUAUCGCUUAGUAUUUUAGUUAUCGUCGAUAUGAACUCUAGUUGGAAAUGAGCAUCUAAUGACUUAAGAUUGAUGUUGAGAUUGCGCGGGCUGUUUUGAGGCUUAUUGUGCGUUGAUGUAAUUUGUAUAUUUAAUGAAAAUGAUAUCGUUAUAUUGUGGAUUGUGAUACAAAACAUGACGUGAAAAUGAGGAAUGUUUAAAGGGGGCAGUUCACGGUUUUAGGGGCUGUUUCGGCCAGAUUUGGAAAAAAAAAAUGUUGGAUCAUUGGAAAUAUUAUGUGAAUCGUUUAGAAUGUCCUUGAAUAUUGUUGGUAAAGAUUCGGGUUGAUAAUUGAAUGUAUGAGCUAUAUUGUGGCUUGAAUGUAAGCCGUUGAAACAAAUAUUAUGAAUGUUGUCGAAUGAUGUAAAAGAGAGUAUUAAUGCAAUAUUGCCUUUCGGAUUGAUUGUCGAUGUUGCUAGGUUGGUUGUUGUUGUUGUUGUUGUUGAUUUUGAGCGAGUUAAAUUCUCGGGAUGGCCUAUUUACAGGGGAAAUGCUGCCGAAUUUUCUGUACAAUUUAAUGAUUAGUUGGAAUAAAUGGCUUAAGUGCCUAUGUUUAAUAUUGGA